Molecule: messenger RNA, 6366 nt
Organism: Podarcis raffonei (Aeolian wall lizard)
Lineage: Eukaryota; Metazoa; Chordata; Lepidosauria; Squamata; Lacertidae
Gene: ADNP2
Product: ADNP homeobox 2
Exons: 4
Coding region: 919-4095 (1058 amino acids)
Biological process (GO): regulation of gene expression
Cellular component (GO): nucleus
Molecular function (GO): DNA binding
Source: RefSeq, a predicted model, not a curated record
UAAGGGGUAACUGUUACCAUUGAGCCUAUGAAGCAGAACAUUUUUCAUGGAAAAAUAAAGCACUGGAAUAUUUUCUGUCUCAUGUUGACUAUGUUGUUAUGCAAAACCUUAUUCUCACAUGAGAAAGUGGUGAGCAAACCAAAUUAUUUAUCAUGUAUAAAGUGGAGCAGUCCAGUCCAGGAAUUACGUUUUCCAGUUCACUAGGGUCAGGAGCAGUUCCAGUCCAGGUCUUGCAUACAAGUUCUAUAGAGAUCUGAUCCUGAAGCAGCUGAAGAUGUAGAUUUAUGGUGGGCUUUCCCCUCUACGUGCUCAGGGGUCCACAGUUUUAGAGGGCUACAUCAGAGGCAAGACCCUGAGUCAGAAGAAGGUGAGAUCUUUGUCUCAUGACUUUCUCUCACACGCUUUCCAAAUAAAUGCAGACAAGAGAAACAAAGGAGGAGAAAGUUCUUUGUUCCAGUAGGCACAGCUUACCUUCCAUCUCAGUGCUCCCAGGCCAAACAUAGACACUUUUGUCUCCUUACCCAUGAAAGCUCAGGCAGCAAGCAUGUAUCCCAGGAACAGAGUUCAAGAGGAGCCUGGCACAUGGUUCAAGAUGGAGAGCAGGCAUGUAUGUGGUGGGCUGCACUGUGGGAAGGUUCCUUGCUUUGACUUUUGUCAGCUCCAGUCUGAUACUGCUAAGAAGAGUUUGGAUUUGAUAUCCCGCUUUAUCACUACCCGAAAGAGUCUCAAAGUGGCUAACAUUCUCCUUUCCCUUCCUCCCCCACAACAAACACUCUGUGAGGUGAGUGGGGCUGAGAGACUUCGGAGAAGUGUGACUAGCCCAAGGUCACCCAGCAGCUGCAUGUGGAGGAGCGGUUCACCAGAUUACGAGUCUACCACUCUUAACCACUACACCACACUGGCUAAGCAAAAUUCAACAUGCUUCAAAUUCCUGUGCAAAAUCUUGAUAAUAUAAGGAAGGCUCGGAAGAAAGUAAAGGGUAUUCUAAAGGAUAUUGGGCUUGACAGCUGCCAGGAGUUACUUCAUACUCUGAAAAGUUUUGACCCAGGAGAAAAAUAUUUCUGCAACACUUCAUGGAGUGAUGUGUCUCUUUGGGAGUCUGUGACCAGAAGAAGGAGAUACAGAACAAAUCCGUACUGCUGUAGCCUCUGCAAGUUUUCAUCAAAAUUUCUUUCUUCUUUCAAAAACCACUUGAACCGUUACCAUGAAGAUGAAGUUGACCAAGAAUUAGUUGUUCCUUGCCCAGAAUGUGCAUUUGCUUCUCAUUCCAAAGUAGUGGGAAAACACCUUCGUAUAUUUCACUCUAAGAAAAAAAUUCAAAACUAUAAUGUGAGUGGUGGCAUGAGACAAUUCCGGAGUGAUGCAGUAAACUUCAUAUGCCAGAAAUGUCAGUUUACAGACACAUUAUACUAUAAUACGAAGAAACAUGUAUUGGUAACCCACUUCCAAAGCCUAAUAAGCACAUACUUUGAGGAGAGGCCUGAUGAAAGUGAAGAGAAUUUUACUGAUCACUACUGUAAAAAGUGCAAUGCUUUUGCAAACAGUCGGGAUUCUUUAAUAUACCAUGUCCUGACAUCUGAAGUACACAAAGACCUGGAGAAUAUAUUGAGACCUAUAAUUUCAGUGCAGCCUAAAAAAUCAGGACAAGCAAAGUCACAGCAUAUCGUCAAUAUUGCACCCAAGCCUUCCACAGUUGGAGCCACACCAUCGCUGAUACCUACCACUGCUUCAGUAGGUUCACCUUCUACGUGUAUCCAGCUUUCACUUCCAUCAGUGAAUCAGAAUCAGAAUGUGGUGCCAACAAAAGCAGUCCCAAACACAGUUGGACCAAGUGCCUCCAGUAGCCUGACACAUCCAUCAUCGUCAGCUUCAGUUGCCCAGACAGGUCAUACACUACUGCCUAGCCAAGCAGGUCCGAACAAUGUGACUCUUCGGUCUGCAGUUCCUCAUCCAGUCUUUGUUUCUCAUCAACUUCCUGUGAAGCAGCCAGUGAGACCUGACAUUCUCUGCCUAAACCAGCCUCCUGGGAGCAUAAGUCGAACUGUUCCUCCAGGAGUCCUUUCAUUCACUCGGCCUGUCCGGCCUACCCUGCUUCCUGCUAAUCAAUCUGUUAGGGCUGUUGGCAGUCCAGUUUUGCCAGGGUCUCUCCCUGUAACUCAGCCUGCUGGUUCUCUGAACAGACCCAUUGCAGCUAGCUCUGUUCCUGUAAACAGGCCUUCUUCACCUGGCGUCCUUGCUGUAAACCGACCUGUUGGUAGCUUGAACCAGCCCAGUGGUCCUGGGGUCCUUCCAGUCACCCAGGCGAUCCCACCAGGGGUUCUUCAGUUUAAUCAUCCUGUUGCACCUGGAGUUCUUCCUGUAAACCAGUCAGUUGGACCUGGAAUUCUCCAGUUCAAUCAGCCUGUUGCACCAGGAGUACUUCCUGUAAACCAGUCUGUCAGACCUGGAGUUUCUCAGAAUGCUACUUUACUGACUGCGGGACCUAUCCUUCGACAGUUAAUUCCAACUGGCAGGCAAGUUAAUGGGAUACCUACGUAUACCCUUGCCCCAGUUUCAGUAGCUUUGCCUGUGCCAGCGGGUGGAGGGGUGACAACAGCUCCACCUCCUCAGAUGCCUGUUCAGCUGAUGCAAUCUAGUACAGUUACUCAGCAGUCUCAGGCUCCAGCUACUGUGCCUUCCUCUGUAGUAGCAACUUCUUCCACGAAUACCCUCGCCAAGACUUCUGUCUCUGCCUCUGCAAUGAGCCUAGCCCUUAAACAGGCCAAGCAGUGGAAGACUUGCCCUGUUUGCAGUGAGCUUUUCCCAUCAAACGUCUAUCAGGUGCACAUGCAAGUGGCUCACAAAUGCAGUUCAGGGAAGACGGGCAAGCUUGAUACAGACAAAGUUGCAGCCUGUGCACCUUUUCUGAGAUGGCUAAAAGAUAAGACGGUCAGGUGUUUUUCUUGUAAAUGUUUUCUCUCUCAGGCAGAGCUUAUAAAACAUAUUUUCAUACAUGGAUUAGCUUGCCUGUUUUGCACCAGUACUUUUCACGACCUAAAAUGCCUUGUGGAUCAUACUAAAACUGUACAUAAGGGGAAGAAGAAACUACAUGCAGAUUAUGAUGACAAAGGUUUUCAACUUGAGAGUGAUUCGGAAGGUGACCUGGUGUUUCCUCACUUUGACUUCAACAUAACUGUAAAAGAAGAACUUUGUGAAAAAGAAGUACACCUAGCAUUACUUGCUGGGGUAAAUUCAAGGACACUUAUUCCUCUGUACAUGAAGUUGCAACAUGAGACUGCUGAUAUGAAUAAUGGCAAUAAGAAAGUAUCAACUUGCCCUUUUUGUUACGGUGUUUUCACUAGCCUAGAAGCCUACGAGUUCCAUUUGAAGGACAGGCACCAUAUCAUGCCAACUGUGCACACCAUUUUAAAGACCCCAGCUUUCAAAUGUAUCCACUGCUGUGGUGUAUAUACUGGCAACAUGACUCUGACUGCUAUUGCUGUGCAUCUGCUUCGCUGCCGGAGCGCUCCCAAAGACAGCACCCCAGCUGUGAAGAUGGAGCUUGAACUCGAUGAGAAGAAAGAUCUGGCACUUGUGAAUGGUGAAAAUCAUGAUGAUCCUUCUCUCUCAACAAAGAGGAAACUAUCUGAUCACCUUUAUUCUGUUGCAGAGGACCAAAUGAAUGAUGACCAGCCAUUCCUGAUUAUAGACAGUGGCACAGCCCAAGUUCCAGCUAAGGAAAUGACUUUUGUGCCUUCCAAGAGACAAAAGACUGAUCAUAAGUCUGAAACUAAGGGCCAGCCCUCCGUUGAGAAUCUUCACAUUUUAGCAUUAAAUCCAAAGCCAUUCCAACAGUGCUCAAAUGAAGUUCAGAAACUGUUUCUUGUAGAUUAUUUUCACAAGAAGCCGUAUCCCUCUAAAAAGGAGUUAGAGUUACUGUCAUCCAGUCUGUGUGCUUGGAAAGUUGACAUUGCAUCAUUCUUUGGGAGAAAGAGACACACCUGCCUAAGGGCAAUAAAAAAACUUAAGCCUUCUGUGCUUUUGGGAUUCAAUAUGUCUGAACUUAAAAAUGUGAAGCACAGUUUGAAUUUAAAAUGUGAAUCAGAAGAUGUGUAAUUUUUUUUAAAAAAACUCUCAUAAGGCAAUCAAGAUUGCAUAUUCAGGCAUCUGAUAUGGAUGCUUUAGUUCAGAUUCCUGCAUUGCAGGGGGUUGGACUCGACCCUCGGCGUCCUUCCAACUCGAUGAUUCUUUGAAUUGUCUCACUGAUUUAGUUUCUUGUGAUUAUUAAAAGAUUAGUACGCAGUGCCUCUUUCAUUUGGGCUGUGUGUUCUUUGUGGCAGUAGGGUACAGUAUAGUAUACCUGAGGCUCUGGGUUUUUGUUUUGUUCUUUUUUGCUGUUCAUGGGGUAGUUUUCUCUGCCUAUGGUUUUUAUACAAUUGUGUAACAAUUUUCCUGGCUUUUUUUUUAAAGUACAAAUUGUUUCUAAAAGUGUAUAUGUUUGAUAAAAUAAUAAAACUAUUAGGAGGGCCAUAAUUUAAAAAAACCAGCUCCCCUGUCUUUAAAAUUAAUAUGGUUAACUUGUAACCUAAUCUUCAGAUUGCUCUCCAAAUUAACAACAGAUUUACCAGUGACAGCUAUAACAAAUGCAGAAACUUUGAUUAAUUGAAAAGUAGCAGUUGCUGCCUUUAGUUAUGAAACAUGUAAGCCAAGGAUUUGCAAGCACUGUUUUCUAAACUAUUUGUUUUACAAUAAGAAACUAUGAAGGCUUACAUAAAAAAUGGCAACUUUUCUCCCCUGAAGUUAAAACUUUGGUUUAAUAAUCCUUGAUUUGCAUUUUGGAAUAAAUAAGAGAGAGGAGCUGUCCAUUUGAUAUUGAGCUAUAAUGACAACCUAGGGAUCUUUCAUAUGGCUCUAUUGCUUGCUGGGAGCUCUGAUGACAUAGCAUACUGUUCCAGGCAGCACUUGGCUAUGUACACUUUAUGAAGGCUUUUCACUGGCUGCUCUGCUCUAUGUUAGCAAAUAAUCCCAAGCCACUUUUGUUUGGGGCAAGGGAUCAAAGACUUCAGCAACACUAGCCUAGUGCAGGCCCUGAGUUUAUUCAAGUUUCUCACUGUAUUUGAAUCAAUGUUUAUUGAAAGCUCUUGCUAUCAUUACAGUAGCUGAAUUAUUUCCUGCGUCACCCAGAUGACAACCUUGUCUAAAGUUAGGCAAGAGAUUGCACAUGCAGAGUACUCUUUAAAAACAAAUAGGCCUGCGAACAAGGGGCAGGUUUUAUUGCUUCUCUUGUCUCUUACUUUUCAGCAAUGUAUGUUCUGACAUCUCUACAGAAUACUGUUGUUUUAACCACUAACAUUUAACAUUCUGUUCAACUUGACUAGGACACCUUAUUACUUUAGCAUCAAGAAAAGAAAAUUAUAUAUUUGGUGUGCUGACUUGACAUUGUUUUCUAGUUACUAACGUGUCUUUUAUGGCAAGAGAAUUUUUGUUAAGGUGAAACUGCAUGUAAAUAACUGUGCAAUUUAAGCAGUUGCAUUAUAGGCUGUUCAGUUUCUAUAAAUGUCAGAAAAUUGUUCAGAGGGCUUUUUGGUUUGGUUCUAUUCUUUAAUACAAUCUCAUCUGACAGUGAAUAAUGCCAGUGCAAAAAAUAAAUUCUGCAAUGGGGGUCCUGUAGGCACAGGUAGAUUAUUAACUUUUGUUUCAGCAUUGAUCCUUAUGUAUAUGCCAGAACUUGGUGAAAGAAAUGGAUUCAGGGGUGAGCUGAAGUAGUGGUGAUUACUACUACUUCUACUGUUUUAACUUUGACCUUCAUCCAUUCAUGUGAGAAUGCCCAGAGAAUGUGGAAUAGUGCCUCCCUCCGCCAUUUUGUGGAAAAAAACUAGGAGGUAGAAGUAGUGGCAAAAGCAAACUGCUUUUACCUGAAACCCAGAUGCUGGCAGUAAGUACAAAACAAAAAUCACUGCAGACGUUAAGGAAAGAUCAACUUGGCUUUGGGAAAUGACGACCUAUAAAUCAAAACUGACUGAAGUGCAAAUAUCUGUGUUCAGUGCCGACCAACUAGGCUGAAUUUCAACUUGGCCAAAGUUAAUAUGUGAGCUUAUUUUAAGUUGCAGGAUAAAUUAUAUGACAGUGCUAAUUAUUAUGCUUGGCUCUCACUACAGCACAUGCCUGAAUACUGCAUGUAUGAUCUGCCAAGAAUGGAAGUGAAUAGAGGUGCAUUAGUGGUGCUUUCGUGAACAGCUCUUUUUUUUUCUAGACGCCAAGGAUUAUGAAGGAGUGAGAAGAGCACGUAAAGCUUGAGCUGCUCCUUACAGUAGGAGAGAGCCUGGUCUGUUACAUGUUAGAGCAAUUGAUCUGUUGACUUCAAAUAAACCCAAGUUUUCAAUUUUA